AUGAAACGUAUUCUGAUUCUACUUCUGAUGACCAUCGUGCACGCUCUCGCUUCAGAAGAGGGCGAAAUCGAGGUUUGAUCCGCUUUAAAGAUGUACUGUUUGAAAAAAAUCUGCUUUUUGUAAAUGUUCAAAUAGUUGAAAACGUUACCAGAAAACAGGCUGAAACACAGUGAGACUACCGUCCGAAAGUCACUAGAAUUAUUUUUUCUUUGAACUGAUUCCGAAUCUGAGCUUAGAAGUUGCCGCUAAGAUGUGUGAAAGAGACCUAAGUUGAACAAAUAUACUUCUUUUAAGUUUUGGUAUACCUUUCACAAAGCAUUGUGGAAGUUUUUUUAGUGCAUUUUUGAAAUAAUUCUAAAAAACUACAUUAAGGGACUACAAUCUGAUUAAAAACCCCAGUAUCAGUUAAGAUAAUAGACUUAUUAGCGUUAUUUUUUAAGCCUAGAAUUCGCUUGUUUUCUUUUCUUCAUUCGGAGUUGAUUCUUCAUCAGAAAAUUCCAAGAAUUUGGAAAUUGGCAUUUUUCAGAUCAAACAGUCGUUGCCGCUCUGCAAACGGAUAAACGCCUGCGGAGCGACUUUGUCGACAUAUCCGACCCUCGAAGACACGACGUCUUCUGGCUGGACUUCUGGCGUCGUUCCACUCUACGACGAACUUCUUACUGUGCGUUUUGACCAUUUUUUUUCCCAUCAAGCUCUUUUUCAGUCUGAGACGAGGUCUGUGGUUUGGGGUUGAAAUCAAUAUUUCCAGAAUGAAAUCUUCGACUUUUCGGCGGAGCCAGACAUGCGGAAUUUCCACCUAUGUGCGUGUCCAAACAACAGCACUUGCGAGUUCGAUUCAGAAGACAACAGCGUCAAGCUGGAUAAUGUAAGAUUUCAAAUUUCUUUUUUUUUAGGACAUUUCCAUAUAAUAGAUCUCUUUCAAUCGAAGUGAUAUAAACUAUCACUAAACUGUUUCCGAGCCGCCAUUUUUUUGGAUCGAGUUCUGAGACCCUUGGAGAAUAUAUUUGCCUGAAGUCUUCUUAAGCUUAUUUAUUCUUCAUUUCUCACAUCAGGAGUGAAAUGAUUUCAGCACUUGACCCUGCGUUUGUGUCGCGAGGCCGACUUCCCGACGGUUUGCAAAAGAAACGUCGCCGUCGUCCGAGUGAUCGGUCCAGCUCAUCUUUCUGGUUCGUUAUGGUCUUUCGAUUAAAUCCUUUUUUUCAAUUACUUCUCAUUUUUGAACUUUAUCCUGUGUCUUGUUACACGUUUAGGCCAUGCAGACUUCACAGAUUUUUGUUUAUGAUACGCGGAUUUCGGUAGCGAAAACCGGAUGUUUCUGAACAGUUCUAGGGAUUACUUAAGAGUUUUGACGCUACUGGAGUGGUCACUAGGAAUGCCCUGACACAAAAAUUUUUUACGAAUGUUUCAAAACAGCGUGAUUUCUCUGCGUUAUCUUUUUUCCAUGGCGACGCUCCCUUGUUUACGUGCUGUUUUCGUGUUUUAUGACCUCGCCGGCCAGGAAAAAAGACGCGGACAUGUCAGGUUGCUUCAAGUCGGGGCGACUAUGUUACAUUUAUCGAACGUUGAAUUUUAUACUCUGUAAUGAGCGACUUCGAUUGAGAAGCAGAUCAGCUGAGAACUCGAAAUCAAUCAGAGGGAUCGAUUGAGAAGAGUGAUUGUUGUUGCAAAUGCCAGAUGGCUGGCAAAUCGGCUGAUUGCAUCACCGAUUUGCUGCCACCUGACACAGCUCCCACGAUUCUCUUUUUAUGCCGCAAACUUGUCCUUUUCAUCUUUGCCGCCGAUGCACUACAACAGGAAAUAAAAAUUCCGAGAUGAUUUCAGCAAGAGAAGCCGUGUCUCUUAGACUUGCCCCCUUAUGAAAAAAGCAUUUGUUGAUUCUCUUUAUGGUACUGCCUUAUUUGAAAAUUGAAAAGUGUGUCGGCAUUAUUUUGAAGAUUCUUCUAGAGACUGAUUGAAAGACUAAUUCUUGAGAAUAUUUUUUUGUAGUGGAUCUACUACAAUAAAAAAUUGUCCAAUUUUUGUAUUUAUCGCCUUGUCUCGCACCUUCGAACAAUUUUAAAAGCUCUAAAUCGUCUGUAUUUUCAUCGACAGACAAAUUCGACUUUUUAAUCCAUUUUUCUCGGCUUGAGGGGUGUGAAAGAGUUAGCAAUGUGAGGGUCAAACCAAUUAUUCUACCGGCCGAACUUUUUUAUAGAGACUAUUUUCAAGCAUCAAAUGGGAAUGCCAUGGCAGCUUUUUGAAAAAGAUGGAUUCAAAAAAUACAUUUUUUUAACACGUCUUAUUCAGGAUACAAAUUUCCUGAGAAAAAUAUCUUUCUGUCUACUGGAAUCGACUUAUUCUCGAACAAAAAAAAAAUACUGAAACAUGUGUCGCGUCACAGUUUUUUAAGCUGUUGACACCAGGGCCAUCCAUCGUUGUUGAGAAGACAGCUUUAGGGUGAAAAACUGUUGAUGAAAGUUUACAGCGACAGCUGCACGCAAAAAAUGAGUCACCCGUGCAACUGGAAACAAAAACAGAGAUUUUCUCGAGUUUCGGAUAUUUGUUGACGUAUUCGCCUGGGAAUCAAAUGAUAGAAUAGUUUUUUAUUUUGAAUUUGUAGGCGACAGCGUGGAAGCAGUCUCAAACGCCGCCGUUUUCUGCAAAUGCGCCUCCGGCUUCACCAGGACGCCGUUCGAGCAAUGGGGCGGCAAUGAAAUAAUGCUCAACUACAAAUGCCUAUGA
Messenger RNA from Caenorhabditis auriculariae, 2721 nucleotides. The record is from the annotation of a GenBank genome assembly. Lineage: Eukaryota; Metazoa; Nematoda; Chromadorea; Rhabditida; Rhabditidae.